AUGCGAAAGUUGGAAUGGGACGACAUGGGAGUGAAGGUUGAUGGUCGGCAGCUACACCAUUUGCGCUUUGCUGAUGACAUCGUUCUGAUAACACCUAGCAUCAGCCAAGCGGAACGAAUGCUGACCGAAUUCGAAGAAACAUGUGGAUGCAUCGGUCUUCAGCUGAGUCUCCAAAAGACAAUGUUCAUGCGCAAUGGAUGGGUCUCGGAUCCCUCAUUCACGCUCAAUGGAACGAACACAUCCGAAUGCACCACCUAUGUUUAUCUGGGUCGGAAAUUGAACAUGAUGAACGGCCGGACCCCCGACCAGGAAGAGACGAGCGGCUUGGGGAGCGUAUAA
This is a messenger RNA of Necator americanus (New World hookworm), 339 nucleotides long. RefSeq lists its product as uncharacterized. The transcript has a single exon. The record is from RefSeq and is a predicted model, not a curated record. Bases 1 to 339 code for a protein of 112 amino acids. NCBI's taxonomy places the organism in Eukaryota, Metazoa, Nematoda, Chromadorea, Rhabditida, Ancylostomatidae.